Fusarium subglutinans is the source of this 621-nucleotide messenger RNA. RefSeq names its product xanthine phosphoribosyl transferase. Gene Ontology annotation, molecular function: hypoxanthine phosphoribosyltransferase activity. The transcript is spliced from 3 exons. NCBI's taxonomy places the organism in Eukaryota, Fungi, Ascomycota, Sordariomycetes, Hypocreales, Nectriaceae. The record is from RefSeq and is a predicted model, not a curated record. Gene Ontology annotation, cellular component: cytoplasm. Gene Ontology annotation, biological process: IMP salvage; XMP salvage; hypoxanthine metabolic process. Bases 1 to 621 code for a protein of 206 amino acids.
AUGGUCGAGAAGCUCUACGUCACAUACAACGAUGUGCACAAGAUGUGCCAAAAGUCCGCUGAGAAGCUUCUCGCCGACUUCCAGCCCCAGCUUCUGAUCGCCAUCGGUGGCGGUGGUUACGUUCCCGCUCGAAUCCUCCGAUCUUUCCUCAAGAAGGCCGGCUCUCCCAACAUCCCUAUCCAGGCCAUCGGCCUCUCCCUCUACGAGUCUCUCGGCAACGAUGAAGUCGAAGCCCCCGGCACAAAGGUCACCCGAACACAGUGGCUCGACUUGACCUCUCUCGGCGAGAUGAAGAACCUCGUCGGAAAGCGAAUCCUUAUCGUUGACGAGGUCGACGAUACCCGAACAACCCUCGAGUACGCUGUCAAGGAGCUUGAGAAGGAUGUUGAGACUGCUCGUCAGCGUAUGGGCGGGGACGCUCCUGCUCCCAAGACCGAGUUCAGCAUCUUUGUCCUCCACAACAAGGACAAGCCCAAGAAGGGAACGCUUCCCGAUGAUAUGCUUACUACCCGUUACUCCGCUGCUGAGACCGUCGGUGACGUCUGGAUCAACUACCCCUGGGAGGCCAUCGACAUCGACGAGCAUGACAGGAACGCCAGCCUGCAGACCAAGAGCAACUAA